AUGAACGGCUGGACAAGCCUGCUUCUUGUGGUGUGCUGUGGCGCACUUCAUGUGAUGGCUACAGAGCAGCCUGAAAAUCACUUCAGCUAUGUGCUUAAUCAACACAAGCAACUGUGGGAUCGCUUGGAUGAGGACGAGAUCGCGAGGUUGGGGAUCAAGAUGCGAGCUGCAAAUUACACGAUUAGCUACCUGCCGCAACCGCUUGACCAUUUCGAGGUGCAGACCACGGGCCAGUACCAACAGAAGUAUUACGUGGUUGAUCAGUACUGGCGCAAACCUGACGGACCAGUCUUCCUAUACAUUGGCGGGGAAUGGACAAUGAAUCCAUAUGAAUUCAGCAACGGUCCAAUCGCCGAUUUGGCAGUGACUGAGGGCGCCCUCAUUCUGGCGGUAGAACACCGAUUCUAUGGCAUCAUUUCACAGGAAUACAUGAAACUCGAUCAGUUGAACUACUUGUCGAGCCAGCAAGCGCUUGCCGAUCUUGUGUCAUUCCAUGCUUACGCCACCAAGACAUUUAAGCUGACAGAGAAGAACCUCUGGAUAAGCUUUGGCUGUUCCUAUCCCGGAGCGCUGACGGCGUGGUUCAGGCUUAAGUACCCUCAUUUAGUGCAUGGGGCCGUCUCGUCAUCUGGUCCGGUGCGCGCCGCAGCCAACUUCAGAGAGUACAACGAGGUAGUGACGUCAGCAUUCGGUGACCCUGUCGCACUGGGAUCUGAACAAUGCGUUUCGCGUAUCAAGUCAGCAUUCCAGGCAGUGGGCACGAUGCUGGCAAACGAACAAUGGAGUGAGCUUCAGCAGGCCUUCAAUAUCUGCCUCCCUCUAACGGACAUCAACGACAGGAAGAUGUUUGCAAGUACCCUUCAGGACACUUUCAUGGGUGCUGCGCAGUACAAUGUUCUCUAUGCGAGCACAAGGCCAACAGUUGGAGGUAUCUGCAACAUCAUGACCAACGAGUCGUUUUCGGAUCCUCUUGACGCGCUGAAGGCCGUGUAUUUCAAACACGUCGUCAGCGGACCCACAUGCACAGACGCUUCAUACAGUAACUUCAUCAACUUCUACCGCAACGACUCCCACGUGACGUCUACACGACCAUGGCUGUAUCAGACGUGCACAGAGUAUGGCUAUUACCAGACGUGCGACGCCGACACCAACUGUAUGUUUCUGGACCUUGUGGAUCUUGACUGGUGGCUUCAAGUAUGCAAGGAUAUCUUUGGAGUGGAGCUUGGAUCCGAGGUGCUGGAUCACGUCGACUUCACUAACUCGUACUACGGCGCUGAUAAACCCUGGGGGUCCAGGAUAGUGUUUGCGAAUGGUGAUCUCGAUCCAUGGCAUGCACUCGGCGUCAAAGAAAAUCUGGCUGAGUCUAUGAAGGCAGUAAUGAUCAGAGGUGGAUCGCACUGCCAGGAUACCAGGGCAACCACCAGUUACGACACAGAGGCACUCAAAGCUGGAAGAAUCGCCAUCAAAAAUGAAGUCAAGAAGUGGCUGGCGAGUCCGGGGUACUAUCAGCCUGAGCCUGAGGAAUGCCCUUCAUCGGCCGACCCGCUCGGGCGCUCUUUCCAACCCACGCUGAUCAUGCUCGGAGUUUUCUUGGGCGGAUGCUUGAAACGUUAAAUUGGUUCUCCAACAAACGAAGAGCCACAUUUGUGUAUAUCAGAUAUGAUUAAAUGCCUAAGCCGGUUAUUUUUUUCACGAAGACACCUUAGGCCCCAAAAAAGGUCUCCGGUUUCUGGUAUGGAACU
Molecule: messenger RNA, 1742 nt
Organism: Patiria miniata (bat star)
Lineage: Eukaryota; Metazoa; Echinodermata; Asteroidea; Valvatida; Asterinidae
Product: thymus-specific serine protease-like
Exons: 10
Coding region: 1-1614 (537 amino acids)
Biological process (GO): proteolysis
Cellular component (GO): endosome; lysosome
Molecular function (GO): serine-type exopeptidase activity; dipeptidyl-peptidase activity
Source: RefSeq, a predicted model, not a curated record